UUCCUGGCCGAUGCGGGCUAUGGCGAGCAGGAGCUGGACGCCAACUCCGCCCUCAUGGAGCUCGACAAAGGUCUCAGGUCUGGGAAGCUCGGGGAGCAGUGCGAAGCCGUCGUUCGUUUUCCCAGGCUCUUCCAGAAAUAUCCCUUCCCUAUUCUCAUUAAUUCGGCUUUCCUGAAGCUAGCUGAUGUGUUCAGAGUCGGAAACAACUUCCUGAGGCUGUGUGUGCUGAAAGUUACUCAGCAGAGUGAGAAGCACUUAGAGAAGAUCCUAAAUGUGGAUGAGUUCGUCAAAAGAGUUUUCUCAGUAAUUCACAGCAAUGAUCCAGUUGCUCGGGCCAUUACACUUCG
Messenger RNA from Nestor notabilis (Kea), 347 nucleotides. RefSeq names its product integrator complex subunit 7-like. NCBI's taxonomy places the organism in Eukaryota, Metazoa, Chordata, Aves, Psittaciformes, Psittacidae. Gene Ontology annotation, biological process: snRNA 3'-end processing. The record is from RefSeq and is a predicted model, not a curated record. The annotation marks the transcript as partial. Gene Ontology annotation, cellular component: integrator complex. The transcript is spliced from 3 exons.